UGCGACGCGCUCAGAGAGCCCCGCCUACCCCAGUCAGCUGUACGGUGAGUGGGUGAGUGUGGCAGUUCCGUGUUGAAGGCACAGAGUCAGUGUGCUGUAGGCGGUGGGUUAGUGGUAACCAACGUUGUCGGCAGCGCUUCAUACGGGACUCGCUAUGGCUCUACUCCUCCAGCACCAGUUCAAGUCCUUACCCGCUGAUAAGCAGAUAGACACUUGCAGUUUCCUGGACUCUGUAUCUCACCUGCCGACUUUUUUUGACUGUCUUGGACCUGCUAUAUUUUCCCCAAUCAAAGCUGAUAUAACAGGGAACAUUACGAAAAUCCGUACAGUGUAUGAAACAAAUCCCACCAAGUUUAAAACCUUGCAGCAGAUUCUGGAAGGUGAAAAGGAAAUGCACGGACCGCAAUGGCCAAAGGUUGGCGCAACUUUGGCUCUGAUGUGGUUAAAGAGGGGUCUGAAGUUCAUUCAGGUUUUAUUACAGAGCAUCUCUGAUGGGGAACGAGAUGAACAAAACCCAAAUCUAAUAAAGGUCAAUGUGACAAAAGCUUAUGAGAUUGCACUCAAAAAGUACCAUGGCUGGUUAGUUCAGAAGCUAUUCCAGGCUGCACUCCUCGUGGCUCCAUAUAAGGAUGAUUUCCUUAAGGCCCUUUCCAAAGGACAAAACGUGAAAGAGGAAGAGUGUAUAGAGAAAAUCCGUCAGUUCUUGGUCAACUACACCACCACAAUUGAGGCAAUAUACAUUAUGUACAACAAGAUGAAUGCAGAGCUGGACUACAAAGCCUAGCAAUCCUAAGGACUCCUGCUCUCAUUGCUUUUGGCUACCGCUCAGGACAAUAAUUUGUUUUUGUCAUUGUCUCCAGAAGAUGUUCACUGGAUGCUUAGAAGGUCCAAAACCAAAGUAACGUAAAGAUGAAUAUAAGGAUAUGGUGCCCACCUGUAAUAUGUCGAAUACCCUCUACCUUAGCAGUUACGUUGGUAACUUUCUCAGCAUUCAUCAGACAUUGGGCCGAAUUCAAUUAGCAACAGUACCUAUACCGCGGGCUUGUAGCCUUGGACUUUAAUGCCUGGAGCUAUUCAGUUCAUUUCCUCAGCAAAUGCACAUUAACCCAUAGAUACCCGAUUAAGUGCCUGGAGCUAUGGAUUAAUGUGCUCGCAGCAGCCACUGUAAGUGCAGCUUGCUACAAGCCCACGGUAACUGCUGCGGAAAAUUGAAUCCAACCCAUUGUCACCACCUUGUGUUUUUCCUAUAAAAAUCAAAGCAAAAUUCUGAACUUCUUUAUUAGCGUAACUUCUACAAAACUACAAUAAUUGGAUUUAUUUUACAAUAGAAGUGUCUUACAAUGAGGUGAACAUGAUGUUUACCCUUGGAAUUCUAGUGGGUUAUAUUGAACAUCAGCAGGUUCUUCAUAUAGUACAACUAAGGGAUUGACUGCAGUAAUAUUCCUGCCAAAGUGCAACAAUUUAUUUACUCCAUCUGGGAGCAGUUUUGGCUUGUAUUCUAAAUGGAAUGUGAUGCUAAACACUGAUAAGGAAAUUGUAAUUCUAUGAGCAACACAGAGGCUAUUGCAUGAAAAUAAUACUGCAUUUUCUUUUUCUUGAUUUUCUUCUGUCUGGAACACCACAAGCUGAGCUAUUACAAUUUUCAGAACACUACCGAACUUGGUAGUUUGGUUGCUUAUGACCCAGUCUGACAUACAACCUGUACUCCACUCAGUGGAUCGCAAAUAUAACUCUAAAGAUUGGUCAUUGGCAUAUUUGCACUGUAGACUAAUACGAACAGUCUAUACAAGAACAUUAUAUAAAAUGCAUAAAUACAUGAUAACAAAAUAAAUAGAAGAAAACGAAUGACGUAUCCCACAUUACUGGGCGCUACAUUAGGGCUCUGUUCAUGAUGGGAAGAACAGAGUAUAGGAAGGGAACCGUCUAGAGUUACCAGUGUGGAUGCUCACUGUGCGUAGCCAGAGAGUGCAUUUGGUUAAAACCAGAAUAAAUCAUACAUUUUCCCAUUCAGUAGUAUUAUUCACUUGGUUUUUUUUUAGCGAGUAUGUGUCUCCAUACUCUAGUUGGCAUAAUGCAAUAGCACUUAAUAUCUAACUAGUUAUAGUGAUGUAAAAACAAUUGUUAGUGUUUGGAAUAGGAUACAUUUUCUUGAGGAUGUGAAGUAACUGACCUAUGUCUAAUCAGAAUACUUCCAAAGAACAAAGCACAGGCAUUAUCUGCACUUCUAAACAUGCCUGUCCGGGACGCGGUCACAUGACUGCCGGCCGAGAUCCUGCCUGUCCGACUCCUUCUCGGAGUGUGAGAUUCUUUCUAAUGGUAAUAACUUGUCUUGAUCCUAAUUACUUCAUGGAUAUAAUUUACUCCAAAUAGUGACACUCUAAUAAAUUAAAUAGUGUGUAUAUAGCUCUUACUGCACUUGUCCAUCUCAGGACAUGCGUUGCAGAAUGAUCAUAUAGUGCUAGUUUAGCAGGGUGUUAUAAAGUACGCUGUCCGGUAUGUUUCUAAGUACUCACUCCAUUUUUUUUUUCUUCUGAGGGAUCAUGUAGUAUACUGUCCAUCAAAAUCCAAUAAUCCCAGGUACGGAAAACUCAAAGUGCCUUAUUGCUUCCAUAAACCAAGUAACAAAAUACAAUUAUUACUAAUGUGCCUUAUAUUUUUCUCCAAGAAUAGUAAUAUUACAUUGUCAAUAUACAAUAUUUAGAGAGUAUUUAGAAUUUCAACCUCUGGGACCAGUGUCCCAAUGUUAUUAUUGGCCUAUUUAUCAUUUUGCAUUUUCUUGCGGGCCCCAUUGUGUCUGUCCCUGUUUCAGCUAUAUGACCCUUCUGUGCUUAUGCAAGCAAACCAUUUUACUGUAUGUUAUAAAGAAUGUGAACCUAAUUGUAUUGUAUGGAAUUAAUGUAAAGGAGAAGAAAGUCCAUAAAAUGACUAAGGGGGUAAUUCCAAGUUGAUCGCAUCAGGAUUUUUUUAGCAAUUGGGCAAAACCAUGUGCACUGCAGGGGAGGCAGAUAUAACAUGUGCAGAGAGAGUUAGAUUUGGGUGUGGUGAGUUCAAUCUGCAAUCUAAUUUGCAGUGUAAAAAUAAAGCAGGCAGUAUUUACCCUGCACAGAAAUAAAAUAACCCACCCAAAUCGAACUCUUUCUGCACAUGUUAUAUCUGCCUCCCCUGCAGUGCACAUGGUUUUGCCCAAUUGCUAUCAAAAAUCCUGCUGCGAUCAACUUGGAAUUACCCCCUAAGUUGUAAAGCAAUUAGGUGUUCUAUUCUUUGAUACAUGACAGAUAUUGCACAUCAGUGAAUCUUCUGAAUAGAGCGCAUAGCCCAUUAGGAUGCUUUCAUGCAAAAUUCAUCUGCCAGUAAGUGAAGAAAAUCUGUUUCUAGUAUGGAAGCUAGGGCACAACCUUACAGUCAAGAUCUACUGACAACAAAGAAUUGUGUGUUGGGUGAAAUUUACUAAAAAUAAAGUACAAAAUUCUGCUUUUGGUGCAGCGAGGCCUCCUUUGGCAGUGUCUGUCAUUGCACUCUCUCUCCUAUUGAGGUGGGCUUAUUGCAAAUAUGUUGUGUUGUUGAUGUCCCCCUGCAACUUGAUGAAUAUCAUUGGGACAAUCACAGAGGGGUCAACAACACUGCCGCCAAGUAAGAGGAGAGCAGCUCUGGGCUACUUGGAGCCUUUGGUCUGACACCUCGCCAGAGGGUAAAUCAGAGUUUGUAUUUAAUCUGAUCUCUGUGGGCUCUGCCCAAAACUAUACUCUUAUGGGGGGUUUUGAGGGAAUUCAUUAAUGGUUCUACACUAUUUAUCAAAUGGGUGUAUCUUUUAGGCUACAGAUGUAAUAUGUUGUUCUGAUGUCUGUUCAUCAAUGUUAAACACUAACACCAUUGACCAAAUUGCUUGUUUUUAAAUGACCUUGUUAAUUUAAGCAAUAAAUUAUUUUUGAUGUUAA
Molecule: messenger RNA, 3935 nt
Organism: Pseudophryne corroboree (corroboree frog)
Lineage: Eukaryota; Metazoa; Chordata; Amphibia; Anura; Myobatrachidae
Gene: GLTP
Product: glycolipid transfer protein
Exons: 5
Coding region: 155-784 (209 amino acids)
Biological process (GO): ER to Golgi ceramide transport; intermembrane lipid transfer
Cellular component (GO): cytoplasm
Molecular function (GO): lipid transfer activity
Source: RefSeq, a predicted model, not a curated record